UGGUGACAAGCUACGUCUCAGAGACCACGGGUGCAAGCCGGCGUCCGUGAGGAGAAGGAAACAUAGCCUUAAGAUCGCGGUUUAUCGUUCUAAGAAACUUUGGAACCUACGUUAAGGUUGAACGCACAGAAAGGUAGACUUUUAGUUUUGCUUUGGUGGGCAUUUUGGCGGGAGCGACGAAAAAGAGGAAAGAGGCUCGAGUGAGACAUCGGCAGCAACAAGGUUAGGGACGCAGAGCCAACAACAACAUUGGAACUUUGUGGUUGUGAAGCUUUGGUCAAGAUUUGGACGACCUCCUGUCACGAGAAUAACUCUGAUUUUUUUCCGGAUUCGAAUCGGCCUAGUAGAAACUAUCAGAAACGAGUACAUACGGUAAACUAUUGCAAGUCGCAGACGACAUUUAGGUCAGUCCUGAAGUAGUCGGUCGGGAUGUGACAUCCCUGCGGGCAAGGUCGCCAGCAGAUGCCUUCUUGGAAGGGAAGGGCAGUCAGAAAGAUCUUGAGGAGCAUUUGUACUGGAAGGUCUGGCUACAGUCACCCUCAGCCUGAAGACCCCAUGGAUUACGGCGAGUUUAGGUUCGCCCGGUGCCGUCUGUGUGGAGAUCCCGUCAACAAUCCCAGAAUCCUGUGCUGCUGGCACGUCUUCUGUCAGGACUGCAUCAUAGGAUACAACACAGAAGAAGAACAGGUCAAAUGUCCCGUAUGUAAGGAGGUCACCCCCCUACCCCCGGAGGGGAUUCCCGGUUUGCAGCACAGGGCUCGCGGGUUCCUGUUCCGAAUCGGGAGUCAGAGCCCGAAGAUCGCCGAGUUCACGAACAACAUCUACCUUCGGCACUACUGUCCCCAACGCGCGAAACAGGUGCAAGACCACAGAAAGUGCUUCGUACCAGCAACGAAGAGGUGUAUUGAGUGUGACGAGUACAUGUGCUCCCUCUGUUCACCCAACCACCUGUUAGAGAUGCAUAAAGCGCCACCUAUCGUCUGCGGACGGCACAACAAACCAGAGGAUUUCUACUGUGAAGACUGUAACGUGGUGACGUGUUCCCGCUGUGCCGGAACUAUCCACAUCCACCACGACACGUGCGAGAUGGAGGAGGUCGCCACCGGGUUCAGGGAGGUCAUGGAGAUCUGGUUGGACCAAUGGCGACAGGGGAGAUGGCAGAUGGAAGAAGACCUUGAGAUGAGUCUCCUGGAGGUGAACACACAGAUCCAGAUGCAGUCUGACAGGAUCCUGGACUCGAUCAUAGAUGUGCUCAGGCAACGUGAACUGGACCUGCUGAAUCAGGUGGACAAAUUUGCCAGAGACAUGUGUAUCAGGUUUCAAGACGAGAAAAGCAAGCACAGUACGGAGAACAGCCACCUCAAACCGCUGUGCGACUUCAGCGAGAGUCUCGUGCGCUUCGGCAGCGACCAGGAGGUCAUCGCCCUCCACCGGGAGAUCACGCUACAGCUGGAGUCGGCGGUGAGUGAGAUGGAGCCGACAGAGGUGCCUGACGACUUGCGGAGGGAGAUGUUCUUUGAGCCAGGAACGCUCCCCAAUGUCGCUGAAUGGAUACAGAUAGGCACAGUGUCAGUCUCCCCCACUGACGGUUUCAGCAGGAACUCCAAACUCUCUAUCACAAGCAGGGACAGCGGACACGGGUCUGAGCUGUCUCUGGAGAGCGUUGGAUUACCAAGGAGCCUGUCAUGUGAGAGUGACAUCUUUAUAGAUGAGAUGAGCAAGUCCAACAAAGACCUACCGGGUGCCGCAGGUGAAGAAACCAGCCUUCAUGACGGAGAAAAGGCCAAGAAGGGGUGGAAAAGUCUAAAGCAUAAAAUGAAGAAACACAGCUUCAAAACAUCAGACAAAAGCCGCAAGCUAUCCUCUCCUACAAACAGCACAGAGCAGCUACACGAGUUGGGGAAUGCUGGGAAAGAAGUGGAGACGGUGAAAUCUGCAAGACGAGGAUCGAGACUGAGCUCGUCUGACCUGUCCCUUGUAAGCCUGGGAUUGGUCAAGAGCCCGACAGCAGAGGGGUCUCAAGGCCAAGAAAAGGGUAAGAACAAGUGGCAACACCUAAGAGAGAGGAUGAAGCUUAAAUCGACAGACAAGCACCAACGGUCCCUGUCCAAUGGCUCAGAGGAAGAAGAAUCGGGAGGGAACGCAAAGAAGCUUGUGAGAUCUGCCAGGAAGGGGUCCGUGUUCCGUAAGGUCGUGACCAUGGCUGUGAUACAAGAGAAAGGAAAUCAGGAACCAGCAAGGGAGGAGGCAUCGGGUACGAGUGAACAUCUUGACUGGAGAAGACACAGCACGGUUGGCAUGUCAGGUCUCUCCUACGCCAUGGGGCAGAGCCCCCGCGUCUUGGAUACUCUGAAGAACACGAGGUCGAGAGAAAACGCUCGCUUAAACUGGAGGAAAGCAGGCUCUCAGACCAUCAAUGUUCUUCGUGCCACAACUCCUUUGGCGAAGCCUGACAAAAAAGUACACUUUGAUUGGAGGCAAAAUGGGAACAAUCAGUGAUUUUGCACAAGGUGCCUAAAAAUGAGUUUUGAGUCCAAAAGGGUGACAGUUCAAAGGAUAUCUUAAAUUUUUGUAGAUGUCUUGACAGUCUUGCAUGCUGGGAUUUAUGAGUUAGGUGGUCUGAAAUUGGGUACAGCUACUUGAAUUAAGGAGUCGGGCAAUUAGCAUUUUCUUUGUACUGCAGGGAUAUGCACCUGCAGUUGUUAAAGGAGAAGAUAUCGUUUUGAUGUAGAAAAGAUGUAUAUUUCGGAUAAGGGAAAUAUUGGUUCAUUUUAGGACCCCUAGCAGUUAUUUUUUGGAAUUGCACAUUUAUUAUCAUUUAUUAUAUCUAUAGGUUUCUGGGAGACAUCGAAACAUAACCCAAGUAAGUACCUACUGGUUGUGGAAAAGAAAUCUCCUAUAUCCUACGAGUAUAUGCAAAACGGGUGAACAUGUAAGUUAUGAAUAAACGUAAUUGAUUCAAUUUUUGUAAGAACUCUUUGGAAGAAGGGGACAAAGCUUUGACCUAGUAAUUUGCAUAAUGUAAGCUACUUUUGUUGUUGUCAAUGUCAUUUUUGCAUAGAAAGGGGAGGUGGAAUACAGACACGUAAUUUGGUACCAAUUCAAGGUUUAAUGAUUUUGGAGAUCCAUAUUGUUUAUUUUUCCUGGGUGGAAUAAUCUAUGGCAGAUAAAGGAGUUUGUCCUUGUUUUUCCUCUGUUAGCUGGCAUCCUGCAAAAUGUUAGCCUCUUGUUUGCAAACACAAAAACUGCAGUCCACUAAAAUAGAGUUUUGCCUCUCACAGUUAAGCUAUGCUUCGGUCACAGUUUUCCAUGACUAUAGUAUUGAUUCAGGACUAUAAAAGUUUUGAGGCAUAUCAUAAAUAUACCAGUGUCUUCUCAAACUUCAGAUGACUAGUGUAGUAAUGUGUGACAAAUGGAAUAAACAAGUGUCGCUCCACUUCUUGGCUACUGUUAUUUCUUAAUCAGAUUCUAACUUCAGACAUGUGCAUACUGGGAGUUGUAACAAAUGUCAUAUUGAAAACGUUUUAAUGACUUAAAGAUUUGAUUUAUGACACAUACAUGUAAUUUUCUUUUAUCACUAGCUAUUAAAGGCUAUGUCUCCCUAAACAAAAUGGGAUUGAUCUAAACAUUCCUGACAACAGUUCAUCAAUAGCCAUGAUUUCUCAUCACAAACACACACAUACAUCAGUUACUGUAGUUAUCUUUUUAGAUGGUCCCAUUACAUGCAACAUGUUAAAACUAGCUCUGUUACAACUAUUCCACAAAGUAAUACCAUAUCUAUGUCCCAACAGAGCUUACCAAAUGAAACUCAAGUGCACAGUUUGGUAUUAUUGUGCUAGGGCAUAGAAGACCAUUCAUGGUCUAAAAAG
Molecule: messenger RNA, 3869 nt
Organism: Branchiostoma floridae (Florida lancelet)
Lineage: Eukaryota; Metazoa; Chordata; Leptocardii; Amphioxiformes; Branchiostomatidae
Exons: 11
Coding region: 463-2499 (678 amino acids)
Biological process (GO): positive regulation of DNA-templated transcription
Cellular component (GO): nucleoplasm; chromatin
Molecular function (GO): ubiquitin-protein transferase activity; zinc ion binding
Source: RefSeq, a predicted model, not a curated record